Dama dama (fallow deer) is the source of this 979-nucleotide messenger RNA. Its product is annotated as small ribosomal subunit protein uS5-like. Gene Ontology annotation, cellular component: cytosolic small ribosomal subunit; ribosome. Gene Ontology annotation, molecular function: structural constituent of ribosome; RNA binding. Gene Ontology annotation, biological process: translation. NCBI's taxonomy places the organism in Eukaryota, Metazoa, Chordata, Mammalia, Artiodactyla, Cervidae. The record is from RefSeq and is a predicted model, not a curated record. The coding region runs from base 1 to 936 and encodes 311 amino acids. The transcript has 2 exons.
AUGACGCCGGUGCUGCGGGAGGGCCCGGAGGCCCGGGAGGCCCUGGAAUGGGAGGCCGCGGUGGCUUCCGCGGAGGCUUCGGUAGUGGCGUCCGGGGUCGUGGCCGGGGCCGGGGCCGGGGUCGUGGCCGGGGCCGGGGGCCGGGGCCGGGGCCGGGGUCGUGGCCGGGGUCGUGGCCGGGGUCGGGGCAGAGGCCGCGGAGCUCGCGGAGGCAAGGCCGAGGACAAGGAGUGGCUCCCCGUUACCAAGCUGGGCCGCCUGGUCAAGGACAUGAAGAUCAAGUCCUUGGAGGAGAUUUACCUUUUCUCUCUGCCCAUCAAGGAGUCUGAGAUUAUUGACUUUUUCCUGGGAGCGUCCCUCAAGGAUGAAGUUUUGAAGAUUAUGCCCGUGCAAAAGCAGACCCGUGCUGGCCAGUGGACCAGGUUCAAGGCAUUUGUUGCCAUCGGGGAUUACAAUGGACAUGUCGGUCUGGGUGUCAAGUGCUCCAAGGAAGUAGCCACUGCCAUCCGUGGGGCCAUCAUCCUGGCCAAGCUGUCCAUCGUCCCCGUGCGAAGAGGCUAUUGGGGGAAUAAGAUCGGCAAGCCCCACACGGUUCCCUGCAAGGUGACUGGCCGCUGCGGCUCCGUGCUGGUGCGCCUCAUCCCUGCCCCCAGAGGCACUGGCAUCGUCUCCGCCCCUGUGCCCAAGAAGCUGCUGAUGAUGGCCGGCAUCGACGACUGCUACACUUCUGCCAGGGGCUGCACCGCCACCCUGGGCAACUUCGCCAAGGCCACUUUUGAUGCCAUUUCCAAGACCUACAGUUAUCUCACCCCUGACCUCUGGAAAGAGAUGGUGUUCACCAAGUCUCCAUAUCAGGAAUUUACUGACCAUCUUGUGAAGACCCACACCAGAGUCUCCGUGCAGAGGACCCAGGCCCCAGCUGUAGCCACCACAUAAUUUUAUAAAGAGAAUAAUAAAGUGAAUGAAACCGGAAAAAAAA